GCCAUUCUCGUCCCUGUGCUCAGAGCUCUCAAGCACCCACGAUGGCCUUCUCAGGCCGAGCGCGCCCCUGCAUUAUCCCAGAGAACGAAGAAAUCCCCCGAGCAGCCCUUAACACUGUCCACGAGGCCAAUGGGACCGAGGACGAGAGGGCUGUUUCCAAACUGCAGCGCAGGCACAGUGACGUGAAAGUCUACAAGGAGUUCUGUGACUUUUAUGCGAAAUUCAACAUGGCCAACGCCCUGGCCAGCGCCACUUGCGAGCGCUGCAAGGGCGGCUUUGCGCCCGCUGAGAAGAUCGUGAACAGUAAUGGGGAGCUGUACCAUGAGCAGUGUUUCGUGUGCGCUCAGUGCUUCCAGCAGUUCCCAGAAGGACUCUUCUAUGAGUUUGAAGGAAGAAAGUACUGUGAACAUGACUUUCAGAUGCUCUUUGCCCCUUGCUGUCAUCAGUGUGGUGAAUUCAUCAUUGGCCGAGUUAUCAAAGCCAUGAAUAACAGCUGGCAUCCGGAGUGCUUCCGCUGUGACCUCUGCCAGGAAGUUCUGGCAGAUAUCGGGUUUGUCAAGAAUGCUGGGAGACACCUGUGUCGCCCCUGUCAUAAUCGUGAGAAAGCCAGAGGCCUUGGGAAAUACAUCUGCCAGAAAUGCCAUGCUAUCAUCGAUGAGCAGCCUCUGAUAUUCAAGAACGACCCCUACCAUCCAGACCAUUUCAACUGCGCCAACUGCGGGAAGGAGCUGACUGCCGAUGCACGGGAGCUGAAAGGGGAGCUAUACUGCCUCCCAUGCCAUGAUAAAAUGGGGGUCCCCAUCUGUGGUGCUUGCCGACGGCCCAUCGAAGGGCGCGUGGUGAACGCUAUGGGCAAGCAGUGGCAUGUGGAGCAUUUUGUUUGUGCCAAGUGUGAGAAACCCUUUCUUGGACAUCGCCAUUAUGAGAGGAAAGGCCUGGCAUAUUGUGAAACUCACUAUAACCAGCUAUUUGGUGAUGUUUGCUUCCACUGCAAUCGUGUUAUAGAAGGUGAUGUGGUCUCUGCUCUUAAUAAGGCCUGGUGCGUGAACUGCUUUGCCUGUUCUACCUGCAACACUAAAUUAACACUCAAGGAUAAGUUUGUUGAAAUUGACCUAAAGCCAGUCUGCAAACACUGUUAUGAGAAAAUGCCAGAAGAAUUUAAGAGGCGACUUGCCAAACGGGAGAGAGAAGCAAAGGAUAAGGACAAGCAGAAAAAGAAAAAGCCAGUCUGUUUGUAAACUUUUCUAUCCCUGUGUCAUCAUUUUCACUGCUUUCUCCUUUGGAAUAAGUUUGUGGAGUUUGACAUGAAGCCAGUCUGUAAGAAGUGCUAUGAGAAAUUUCCAUUGGAGCUGAAGAAAAGACUUAAGAAACUAGCUGAGACCUUAGGAAGGAAAUAAGUUCCUUUAUUUUUUCUUUUCUAUGCAAGAUAAGAGAUUACCAACAUUACUUGUCUUGAUCUACCCAUAUUUAAAGCUAUAUCUCAAAGCAGUUGAGAGAAGAGGACCUAUAUGAAUGGUUUUAUGUCAUUUUUUUAAUUAAAAAAGAAAAAUUCAUAUAAUCGUGUUUAAAACACAAAUGAAGUCAGUAUUUGCCUUUGUUAACCCUUAUCCAUUUGUUGACAUGUAGACUGUUUACAAAAAAAAAACACAUGGUUAAAUGUUAAAUUUUAAUUAAGGCCCCCAAAAAUUAAAUAUAACUUUUUAAAAUGAAAGGAGUCACCUUUUACAUGACUCAGGUGAAAAAACAGUAUAAACAUUAAUUUACUUUGUGUUCAAAAGAAAAUUCCAACUGCUGUUGGGGAAGGACACAGAAAAGAAAAAUAACCACCCAAGAAAAACAAAAACAAGAAAAACAAAUCUUAUACAAUCUUAGUAUAUUUAUCAAACUAGUAGCUAGAAAGUGAAUAUGCACAUUACUAAGACAAAAAACAAGUGUAAUUCAGAACUACUUGAUUUUUUUUAGUUAAAUGCAAUAAUUAUUAUGCUUAGUUUUAUAACCUGCUCUCCUUGUGAAUUCUUCCUUCAAAUGAUUACUUAACGCAGUAGUAAUAGCUAGCUGUAGGAUGUCCUUUAAAUUUUUGUGCAAAAAAAAAUUUAUACCAGGUAUUUGGAAAUAUACUUUACAAUAUUGGAAAAUGAAGUAUUUUUAAUGUAUUACAGCAAUUAUGUUUCUAAGCUUAAUGUUAAGCAUGUAGUCUUAGAAUAGGACAUGAAAUUAAAUUGUAUGUAGCUUGGAAUAUAUUGCUUCAGAAAACUGAAUGUGUAUGUCGGUCAUAUUGCCUUUAUAACCAUGCUAAUAUCUAUGCUUUAUACAUACUCAAACUUGCCUUGCCUUAAAAACAUACAUACUACAUACUUAAAUCAGGAAUUCUAGCCAUCUCACAGAAUACCAACUAAAACUAAGUGCAUUGAGAUCUGAGAUUGGUAAACCCAGAUUCAUUUACCACAGCUGUAAUUAAGUUUUUAGAAACUAUUCUCUUUUUGGGGAAAUCCAUUGAAGUUAAUUUCUGUUAUCUUAUUAGAAGAAAAUGAUGUUGAUAUGUGUUUCAGAUUUUCCAUUUGAAAUCUUAUAAUUAAUUUGAUUUAUUUACUGUAAGUAGGAGGUAUAAAUGACACUCUUAAAUUGGAAGGAGGGGUGUUUUAGUGUCUGUUUUAGGUCAAAAUUAGUGAUUCUAUUUUUAUCAAAAGUUUUAUCCUGAAGUUUCAGGACCACUCUUCCUUAAUAAACUUGUUAAUGGAAAGCGAGCUUUAUGAACAUUUAAAAAUGUUGCUGCUGCUUUGUUGCUUAAAAAGAAAGUUGCCAAGAGAGACUUCUUAGGGAAAAUAUUUGGGUUUUUUUUCCAAAAAUUGCUGAAAUAUUGUUUUGCCAUUUUUAAAAAGUCUCAGGUUAUUACCACUCUGCCAUUAAAUAUUUGUAUGCCUGCAUUUUUAAAAAUUCUGUGCAUGUACUUUAUGGAGUACAUUCUAUUUUUGUUUUCAGAUACCCUACAACCAAUUUUUUUUAGUAAUCUUUUAGAAUUGAAAUUAUCAUAAAUGAUCGAGAAUAAUCAUCACAUAGUUUAAGAUUGUAUAUGUUGAGUAGUUUAAAACAAUCUUUGCAUUUUACAGUAAGAAUCAAAGUCCCUUCAGUGUGCCUUUGUCAGCUAAUAUGUGACCAGCAAUGACAACCUUGGGAGUAUUUAUUAAAUAUUAUGCUAUGAAUAUAGGCAACACAGAACAGGGUUUGCAGUAUAGCGUCUUGAUGCUAAAUUCUCAUAUACCUCUACACGAGAAAUAUGGAGGAGAAAAACAAGCAUUUACAUAUAUUCUUCGUCACUUUGAAGAUGCAUGGCCUGAACUCGACUGCUUGUGUUUGUUUACAUAUCAGGCAUACCCAGGCAUCUCCUGCAGCCAGAGGUUCCAUUGCUGUCUUUGCUCAGUCCUCUUUUAAAAUAUGAAUUAGUGGACAGGCACGGUGCCUCACACCUGUAAUCCCAGCACUUUGGGAGGUCGAGGCAGGUGGAUCACGAGGUCAGGAGAUCAAGACCAUCCUGGCUACCACUGAAACCCCAUCUCUACUACAAAAAAAUUAGCCGGGCGUGGUGGCGGGCACCUGCAGUCCCAGCUACUCGGGAGGCUGAGGCAGGAGAAUGGUGGGAACCCGGGAGGCAGAGCUUGCAGUGAGCCAAGAUCACGCCACUGCACUCCAGCCUGGGCAACAGAGCAAGACUCUGUCUCAAAAAAAAUAAAUAAAUAAAUUAUGAAUGAGUAUUUUCUAGAAAUUCAACUUGCUAAGCCUGUAAUACUUAAGGGUAGUUUAUCUAGAUACAGUACUUUCUUCCCUGAUAAGUAGUAUCAUUGGAGCCCUUAGGUAUAGGAGAAGAGGAAGAAGUUUAAAAAGUGUAAGUGGGCCGGGCGUGGUGGCUCAUGCCUGUAAUCCCAGCACUUUGGGAGGCCGAGGGGGGCGGAUCACGAGGUCAGGAGAUCCAGACUAUCCUGGCUAACAAGGUGAAACCCCGUCUCUACUAAAAAUACAAAAAAAAACAUUAGCCAGGCGUGGUGGCGGGCGCUUGUAGUCCCAGCUACUCGGGAGGCUGAGGUAGGAGAAUGGCUUGAACCCAGGAGGCGGAGCUUGCAGUGAGCCGAGAUUGCACCACUGCACUCCAGCCUGGGCGACAGAGCAAGACUCCGUCUCAAAAAAAAAAAAAAAGUGUAAGUGGAUUAAAAGAGAAACUUGGUCUAGUUCAUAAUAUUUUUAAUAGGGCUUUCCCUGGCUGCUGGAAAACUUAGGCCAGUAAGCAUCUCUUUGUUUAAAGUCCUACAAGACAAUUUGAAAUAAUUCAUUGUUCAUGCCAAAAUUCUAAGUACUGUUUUUCUUAGCAAGUGUAACAUAAUCAGGAACAAUGGGUACAAGUAAAACAUUCUUUGGAUGAUAUUCAAAGCCUUAUUAGCACUGCACCUGAAUAAUAGGUCAUUUUGCCUCACUCAUUUGCCAAAGUAGCCAUUUCUAAGUUAAGGAAGUUUUUAGAUAGGCUCAUAGCCUUGUAUUUCGUUUUAGAUUGUAAGCUCAAUGGCAGGGAUACUAUAUUGGUAAUUAUGUUUUCAUAUAGCAACCACCACAGUAUAUUCUUGGUGCUUAAUAAAUGUUUAUAAUUGUUAACAAUAA
This is a messenger RNA of Homo sapiens (human), 4644 nucleotides long. RefSeq names its product LIM zinc finger domain containing 1 (gene LIMS1). Gene Ontology annotation, biological process: positive regulation of signal transduction; cell-matrix adhesion. The transcript is spliced from 11 exons. Bases 42 to 1238 code for a protein of 398 amino acids. Gene Ontology annotation, cellular component: focal adhesion; plasma membrane. The record is from RefSeq and is marked reviewed. Lineage: Eukaryota; Metazoa; Chordata; Mammalia; Primates; Hominidae.